AUGAUUGACCUAAGCAAGGCGGUUGAAGCGUUCAAACAUAGAAAGGACCUCGAAACUCCCGAACCACUUUGUACGACUCCUGGGACCUAUCACUCGAAAUCACCGGCACCUCGCCUCGCCGAUGGUAACUUCUGGGUAGCCAACUCUAGUUAUCUCAAUUCCAGGAUGAAUCUCAAUCAUGGGUCGGACGCACAAACUGAGGUUACCGGAUUUUGGAGGAUUGCGACUUCAAUCAAUACGAUUCUCCACCUAAUUCGAGCGCGAGAAUCUGAUAAUAUUCCAAUGGUAUCGCAAUGCACAGAAGAUUACCUGUCCGGUGUGUUGAAAAAACUAAUUCUUUGGCGAAAUGGACCUGGUAAUAGAAAUAUCGAGCAAGUGGGAAGAGCAUUCAUGAAGAUGGCAAUUUCGAUGCAAAUUUUUCUUCAAUAUCCCAAAGCAAAAGUGAGAAAACUUGAGAGGUCCCUUUCGAAAAUAAUUCAAUCCACAAAUAUAGAACAACUUGCUGUGAUUCUUGAACGUGUAUGUACACUAGAAACACCCAAGGAAUUUAAAGGCAUUCCAUAUAUCUUGGGAGCCUGUUAUCUUUCAGGAAAGAUGGCACCUACUUUGACAUUAGCCAGAAGGUUGGGUCUUGGCUCUAUCAACGAAAUCACCAAUGUAGAUUGGCUCGCAUAUUGUUCAAACUUACAUCUCGAGGAACAGCCUGACGCGCAGAAAGCCUCAGACUUGAAUGCUUUAGAAACUAGCUUGAAAUAUCGGUUUCAUAACAAGACUUUGUUACAAAAGGUACUCUGGCCGGACCCAGCGGAACGCACAUUUCGAAAAUUAGAAUGGAUUGGGGAUUGUCUCCUGGGAUUGUGGUCUGCUGAAAGACUCGCAGAAAUGGGUACCGAAACACAAAAGAAGAAAGGUCUAGGAUUGGCUUUUAUAGAGUUGAAUUGUAAUACUACUUUGGCUGCAUGGGCAGAUAGAUGGCUUCACCCUCACAAACAACUUGUGAAGCCAAAGAUAGGUACCGGCGACAAAGUAUGCAAAGCUUCUGCUAACAUGGUAGAGUGCUUGGUUUUUGUCUUGUUUAUUGACUGUGGAUCUGUUUUUGGUCCAGAGUCCACAUUCUACCAGGUACUAGACAGAUGGUUCUAUAAUGACAAAGAAAGAAACACAGUUUCUCAGGAACACUUCACAAAUGUUUCCGACGCUUAG
This is a messenger RNA of Melampsora larici-populina 98AG31, 1203 nucleotides long. RefSeq lists its product as uncharacterized. Gene Ontology annotation, molecular function: ribonuclease III activity. The record is from RefSeq and is a predicted model, not a curated record. The coding region runs from base 1 to 1203 and encodes 400 amino acids. Gene Ontology annotation, biological process: RNA processing. Lineage: Eukaryota; Fungi; Basidiomycota; Pucciniomycetes; Pucciniales; Melampsoraceae. The transcript has a single exon.